AUGGACAUCAAUCCCAUCUGGAUCCAGAGCUGGUCCGGCGGCAAAGAGGGAGGGGGUCAUUCUCUUGUGCCUGCCACCACAUACGUCUCACAUCCUUCAACCUCUGGAUGUGUUCCCACACCAACAGAGGAGGUUCUGCACCACACACUGAGCAUGCUGGUCCGUGAGCGGAAGAUCUACCCAACACCAGACGGAUAUUUUAUUGUAACCCCUCAGACUUACUUCAUCACUCCGAGCCUAAUCCGAACCAGCUCCAAGUGGUACCACUUAGACGAACGUUCUGCUGACCGACACCAGCAGCAGCAUCAGAACCAACAGCAGCAUCAGCAGACGCAGUGCACCUCCCCUCUCUCUGGCACCAUAACCCCGUCCACCUCUGGAGCCGUGCGCGAUCGAACACACCCAAAGUCCAGCCAAAACCACAGUGGAGGAGGUGGGGAUUCUUUUUACAACAACAGUUACCGUGGAGACGACCCCCCUAGCCACCACACCACCCUGCAGCGUCGAUCUCCCAAAGACCACCGGGAGGCGUACUCGUCCCCGCACUCCCCACAAACACCUCCUCAGCAAGCAGCAGGCAACACAGAAAAGAGUCGCAGCACCCUUGGGUUCCCCUUCAAGACGGACACGCUUACCAAACACCGAAGUGGGGGAGGAGGGGGGGGAACUGGAGAGGUAGAGAAACAGGCAGGUGGAGGAAGUGGUACAGGAAGUCGGAAAUUUGGUUUGAAGCUGUUCCGUCUGAGCUUUAAGAAGGACAAGACCAAGCAGCUGGCCACCUUCUCUGCACAGUUCCCCCCAGAGGAGUGGCCGCUCCGCGACGAGGAGGCACCCAGCCAGCUGCCACGCAAUGUAGAGAUGGAGAUCAUCCGCCGAAUCAACCCUGACCUCACUGUGGAGAACCUCGCCCGGCACACAGCGGUCAUGAAGCGCCUCGAAGAAGAGCGUGCGCAGAGGAGCAAAGCGUCAUCAGCCAAUCAGAGCUCCAGGAGUAGGAGAAGCGGGGGUAGACACAGGAAGCAGUCUCAGACCAAACUCAGCCGCUCGCAUAGCAAGACGAGAGCGCCCCGCGGCGAGCCCGCCGAUGGUUCCCACCUGGAGCUGGCCGACAGGGACUACAGAGCCUACUCGUCCUCACUGGCUCGGUCACCGAGGGAACAUGCCCUGGCCAUGGAGAGGCAACGGGCCCGCCUUCACCUGGCACAUAGCAACCCCAACAUCCUCGACUCUUCCCACCUGCCUGUCACGCCAGAGUGGGAUGUGUCCGGAGAGCUUGCCAAGCGGCGCACAGAAAUGCCUUUCCCCGAGCCAAGCCAUGGCCCAUCAGCCCACCACUCCAAAGUCCACCGCUCACACUCCCACACCCAGGAGAGGAAGUCCAGGAACGAGCGCAGCGACAAGGCAAAGGAACGCUCCAGGUCCAUGGACAAUUCCAAAGGACCACUUGGAGCUGGGAUUAUUGGACCACCUGAUUAUUACGACGACCGGAGCCGUUACUAUACUGACGAUGGCACCCUGCGAGCCAAUCAGAGCUCUUCUCACUACUCUCGUGCCACCCCUCCUUCAGCUAAACUGCCUGUGGAUUCUCUGGGGUUGGAUAGCGGCAGGAGUUUAGAGAAGAGUAAGAGCAGGGACAGCCUGCCGGCAUACUCGCCCAAACCACUACCCAUCGCCGUCCCUCCUGAUGAUUACUUCCAAUGCGCUGGCUCCUCUGAGGCUGCUCUCACAGCAGCUAACCCGCUGGGAACUCUAGGCAAAAGUAGCCAUGAGGGAUUAAAACUAGGCAGCGCCGACAGACAGACACCCCAUCCUCUAGAAAGUAAGGAGGACUUGUCAAAGGUGGGACCUAAGGGUGGCAGCCUGCCUCCAAUACCCCUGUCUAUCCCUGACCCCCCCCUUCCUAAUGGAAGACCUCCCCACAGUGGCUCCUCUGGUCAGGAGAAACGUAAGGAGAUCUUUAGUAAAGACACACUCUUCAAACCUCUUCCCAGCCUCCCUUUGCCAGGCUACAGCUCCCUGAGAAAACCCCCAGCCCUCACCUCCUCUCCUCUGUCCUCAUCCUGCGAUGCACUUGAUUCCCAGGAGGCCUUUGAUGCUCCCAAACCUCUGGUGGCCACACCGUCCAUUCCCCAACAGGGCAUUGAACCCACUACCAGUGCUGCAGAGGCCUCCUUUGACUACUACAACGUCUCAGACGACGAUGAACUGGAGGAGGGGGGGAACAAAAGUCGAGGAGAGGACGAAAAGGCUGGAGGAGGUGUCGGGAUGGGUGGAGGUGGAGCAGGGACCAUGCAGUGGCUAUUGGAGCGAGAGAAGGAGAGGGAUCUACAGAGGAGGUUUGAAAGAACCCUCACCUUCCCUGGUGCUAAAGAGAACCUUCCAGAGCCCAGUCAGAACCAGCAGUCAGCCCACUCUGCUAGACUUGACAGUAUGGACUCCAGCUCCGUCACUGUUGACAGUGGAUUCAACUCACCACGAACAAGGGAGAGCCUAGCGUCUAACACCUCUUCCAUAGUGGAGAGCAACCGUCGGCAGAACCUGGCGCUGAGCCCCGGCCACCUCGGCAUCACCACCGGCACCGCCACCCCCUUCUCCUUCCGCGCCAUCCCAGAACCUGCCGGCACCCAACCGGAGAAACUCCAGAAGCCCAGCGCUUGCCUUGCGUCAAUCACCAGCGUCUAGGGGAGGAACUACUGUAAGAACUGGGUGGAGCCCCGGGAACCUAUGGAGAGGGGCCAGAAAAUAAAAGUCCCACCCCCAAGGACUGUUACAUCUUUAGACUGACAUCAGUGGAGCUGCCACAGGCCCACUGUGGAACUAUAGCUAUUAACACACACACACGAACAGAGAGAGACAUUUAGACCACCAGGAAACUGCUCUGUCGCUCUCACACA
Molecule: messenger RNA, 2894 nt
Organism: Anarrhichthys ocellatus (wolf-eel)
Lineage: Eukaryota; Metazoa; Chordata; Actinopteri; Perciformes; Anarhichadidae
Product: storkhead-box protein 2-like
Exons: 3
Coding region: 1-2682 (893 amino acids)
Biological process (GO): regulation of transcription by RNA polymerase II
Cellular component (GO): nucleus; cytoplasm
Molecular function (GO): RNA polymerase II transcription regulatory region sequence-specific DNA binding
Source: RefSeq, a predicted model, not a curated record